AUGGCCGCUCUCCCCAAGACCCAAAAAGCCCUCGUGGCCCUGGGACGCGGCGAGCUGGGCCUGAAGGAUGACGUCCUCCUCCCUGAACUCACCCCCGACAUGGCCAUCGUGAAGACGGCAGCCGUUGCCAUCAACCCUGCCGAUGCCAAGAUGCUGGACUACAGCGCCGCGGUCGGUGCCAUCGUCGGAUACGACUACGCCGGCACCGUCGUGGCUCUCGGAUCCAAGGCUGCCGAGAGCGGAAGGCUUGCCGUGGGCGACCGCGUGGCCGGCCUGGUUCAUGGCAUGAACAAGCUGAUUCCGGACGUUGGUGCCUUCUCAGAAUACGUCGGAGCUUGUGCAGACCUCCUUCUCAAGAUUCCCGACACCAUGAGCUUCGAGGAGGGCGCCACCUUUGGAACUGGUGUCGCCACGGCGUCCCUAAGCCUGUUCCGGGAGCUUGGCGUGCCUGCGUCGCUGGACCAGCUCCGCGCUGGCGUUCCCGCCGACGAUGAGAGCCGUGAGGGCCGCGAAUUCGUUCUCGUCUCGGGAGGCGCGACCGCUACUGGCACUCGUGCCAUUCAGCUGCUGAGACUUGCCGGCCUCCGUCCGAUAACGACGUGCUCCCCCGGAAGCUUCGACCUCGUGUACCGGUUCGGUGCUGAGAAGGCCUUUGACUACCGCAGCCCGACCUGUGCUGACGACAUCAAGGCCUACACCGAUGGAGAGCUGAUGUUUGCUCUUGACUGCGUUUCCCAGGCCGACACCACUCAGCUGUGCUACUCGGCCAUGAGUCGUGCCGGAGGCCGCUAUGUUGCCCUGGAGCCCUAUCGUGGCAGCAUUGCCCAGACCCGCGCACGUACGGUUGAGGCAUCCUGGGUCAUGGUUCUCACCAUCUUUGGUCGGACCGUCGCUCUGGAUGGCGAGUACGGACGUGAGGAGCGUCCUGCUGAUCGUGUCUUUGGUGCCAAGGCAUUUGCUGCUGUUCAGGACCUCUUGGACCGUGGCCUUGUCCAGACACACCCUGCUAAGAUCUCGGGAGGCGGCUGGGAAGGUGUUGCUGACGGCGUCAACCAUAUCCGGAAACAUGCCAUGUCUGGCCAGAAGCUCGUGUACUCGGUGGCUUGA
Geosmithia morbida is the source of this 1107-nucleotide messenger RNA. Its product is annotated as Zinc-binding dehydrogenase. Bases 1 to 1107 code for a protein of 368 amino acids. Gene Ontology annotation, molecular function: oxidoreductase activity, acting on NAD(P)H. The transcript has 2 exons. The record is from RefSeq and is a predicted model, not a curated record. NCBI's taxonomy places the organism in Eukaryota, Fungi, Ascomycota, Sordariomycetes, Hypocreales, Bionectriaceae.